Molecule: messenger RNA, 3800 nt
Organism: Lytechinus pictus (painted urchin)
Lineage: Eukaryota; Metazoa; Echinodermata; Echinoidea; Temnopleuroida; Toxopneustidae
Exons: 3
Coding region: 285-878 (197 amino acids)
Source: RefSeq, a predicted model, not a curated record
ACACACUAAACGUUACUCCUCGAGAUACAUGUUCCUUAUUCACUGCUAACUUGAUAACUACUUCUUGCCUCCAUGUGAUGCGUGGCGGCAGCAAAAAUUCUAGAUUCCCGUUUAUACCGUAAUAAUUAAGUAGAUGCUUUGUUCGAUGGUGUUCUUGGCAUUUGGUAAUGCUUCUUAGAGACGACAUUUCACCUGCUGUCCGCACCUCCUCCAUAUUGAGGUGUUAUUUUUGACGCAACGUCACAAGAAAGGUUGCUUUGUCCAGAGUGAGUCACCGUGUCCACAUGAUGGAGGUACGAUCGAGUAUUACCGCGGUUACGGUUCUAUUGACUCUACUCUGUGCGGUAACAACCGGUGAUGAAUACGUUCCAGCAAAACUAUAUGUCGAGGCAAAUCCUCUACCCACAUACGACGAAGAGGGCGUUGCAACCCAACAAAAUCAGGACGAUGACGUACAAGAUUUGUUGAUGACUGUUAUAGCGCGCCUUAUACAAAACAUUGAUCCGAAUAAAUUAGACGAAGCGGAUACCCACCGACUCCUCGCCGCAAUCACCGGGCUGAGUCCCCCACAACAAACCUACCUAGGAAAAUCAUUAUUGGACGUAAACCUUGAUCUAGCCAACACUGAUAUCAUCAUGCCUGAGGACGAUAAACGCAGCCGAUGUCGCGGCAGGGGAUGCAGGAACGUCGGUGGUCUUAACCCGAAUGCCAACUUACGUCCUCUACCGUUUGGAAAACGAUCACGAUUCAGCGGCGCCAACAAGAAUCAAGGAUCAUCGUCAUCAAGCGAUUUCUCGAACAAGAGAGGGCGCACUGUUAAAAAUAGGCUGAGGGAAAGAGUACCGCACUGGACCAGAUUACCGUUUGGUCGUCGAUAAGGGGGUGAUAAGGGGGUCCCAUUUCUUUGAUAACUAACGAACAUGUGAUUUAAAAGAAAAUUAAAGACCACUGGCAUAUUUGAUACAUGGUCACUGCUUUUAAAAUGCCUUAGCACUAUAGUUAUUUCGGCCCGCAUAUACUUGUUACACAUCUCGUGUAAAAAAAAAUACAAUUGUACAAUUUUAUGUUAGUAAAAAUAUUAGUUGUUUUCAUUCCUUCGUUAUUGAUAUUUUUCAUAUAAAGUAUUGGAAACAAUGUACCAUCAAUGUUUACAAGGAUAGAACUUGAGAAUGUAAUAUUUAAUCAUUCUAAAUGAUCAUGAGGGAUAAAAUGAUUUUAAUGAGUCAAUUGAGCUCCUACCCCUAUUUAUCUUAAUUAAUUAUUAGUCUCCCGUUUCCUACAGCUCUCAAUAUUUGCACUUGUAUGCGCUCGACCCUUCUCCCCCCCCCUUCUUUCUCCCCUAUCUCCCCCUCUCUAAACACCACUCUCUCUCUCUCUCUCUACAACUACUACUUCUACUACUACAACACUUUAUACCAUGCCGCCCUUGCUUACUUACUUUUCCUUUACUGUUAUUUUUGUUUUACUUAUUCCUCAUGCAAAUCAUAUUUCAUGUUUGUUCAGAUAUACCAUAUUAUUUAAGAAACAAUUUUUUUCGAAUUCGAUCCAGGAAAUAAGACCCGAUUUCAAUUCCAUAAAUUAUGUAACAGCCGAAACGCAAGGGGUGCGAUAUUGACCUUACCUUCGAGAUGCACGCCUUCAUAAUUUUUAUUCUACAAAUCUUAUAAUGGCUUCCUGUAGCGUAAAUCGGAGACAAACUUAAGCCUACUUCAUUUUAAGAAUCCAUGAAGCCUAAUAUCGGUGAACAGUUGAAAAGUUAAACGUGUAUAUCUUCAUAUUUGAAAGGGCUAAUAUUAUUUAUUUUAAUGAAAAGAAGAUAAAGAGAGGAAGAAAUCGACUAAAGCGUUAACAAGUUCUCGUAAAUAUCUUAUUGGGAUUAUCUUUAAAAAGGUCCCCCUCCCCUUUCUGGAUUUGAUGCACGCAACGUUGCGCCUAUCACACAAGAAAUGUACAAAGUUUUCACCUUUUAUAGGGUAAAGGGUUGUAAACUUGGCAGUGUAAAGGUACCAAUGUGAACCUCUUAAGAGUGGGAAGGGUAAAUUUUUUGCACCAUUAAUGUAACUCGGUGUAAAAAAUCAAUUUAUGCUGUAAGACGUUCUUGUCCAUUUUUGUUUUUUAUAUAAAUCAGGAAAAUACGAUGUUCGACCUACAAUCGAGUAUUUGUAUCAUCAGUUUGUCUAUUUAUUUUCUUGUAACACUGAAUAUUGAUGUUAGUAGUCUAAAUGACUUGCAUUGUUUUAAUUUACAUGAUUCUGAUAAGAUAAGGUUGAAUGGCUUUUAGCGGCAUUUUGAUUAGAAUGAUCACAAUCAUUCCCCACGCGUUAUAAAUUAAAAUGGAAGCGCCGUGGUGUAGCGGUUCUGACUCUCGCCUUGUAAUCAGAGAGUCGUGUGUUCGAAUCCCACCAUGGCCUAGCGUCCUUUGGCAAGGCGUCAAUCCACAAUUUGCCACUCUCCACCCAGGUGUUAAAUGGGUACCCGGUAGGAUGCGAAAGCCUAUGUAUAGUAUGCCUAGCAAUUGAGUCUUGGAACUCUUGUUGGAAUGCUCCCAGGGAGUGGAGAAGGUGCAUUCAUUGUAUGCGGGCAUGCAAGGAUCCGAUGACCGGGGUAAUAUUAUAUCUGUAAAGCGCUUAGAGACGUCGUUCCGAUGUGUUAAGCGCUAUAUAAAUGCGGAUUAUUAUUAUUAUUAUUAAAAUGCACAUUGUGUAUUUUCGAUCCUUUUCAUAAAGGACUCCUCCCCGGGCUGAUAUUAAUUUACAUUCAAUAUCAUGUUUAGAGAAUAUACAUUAGUGUGAUACUUUUUGCUGGGGGAAAUUGUGUUUUAUUUAAGGAGGAAAAACAAUUGGUGUCGGUGCAUAAGAACAUGAUAUGAAUAGGGUUAUGUGAAAAUCAGUCAUAACGAACGGUUUCUAUUCAAUCUGGUUCAUGACCGGUAUUUGAUGUAGAAAAUGUUGUAGAUAAAUUACUUACAUGUGGUUCAUUGAAUCUGAUUGGUUGCAAUGCGAUAUAAAGCUUGGACUCUAUUUAUUUUGAAUUUUAAACAGCCAGUUAGAAAAAAAAAGACUUUAAAUGCAAUGAAACAUAUUAAUAUCACCCUAAUCUAAUAAAUUGAUCCUACGCAUUCAACAAUUCAAGUGUAUAUUGACAAUGUUUGCUCUAAUUGGUGCAGAAUGCUGUAAAUACUGAUAAUUAAAGGUUUGCCAUGUUAUUAUAUAGAAUGAAAUUAGAGGAGCGCCUUGAGCACAUAUCAUUGUAUCACCAUCAUUCUAAUGGGUAAAACAUGUAUUCCAUGACUAAUAUAUGCUUUAGUAUGAUUGUAAUAUUCGAUGACACUCGAGUAUAGUUCAAAUUACUGCUGGCUACCAAAGCUGUAGAAAAGCUUUUACGAUAAAUGAUCGUUGGAAUUUUAGAAAAGAAAAAAAACAUAUGUAAUAGUAUGUGCAGAACAAAAGGAAACCUUGACCGCUUUAAUCAUGAUAGAUGGGCUGUAUCAUAUGUAUACAUAUAUAUUUAUUUUUGUCCAACCCUUACCACGGGUGUUAUGAAAAAAGAUAAUAGACUCUUUAUCUGUUAUGUAAAUGUAUGUACAGUAUAUUGUUAUUGUAUUGAUUACAUUAUGCGGAAUAUUACUCUUUUGAAAUGUCCAAAUUGUACUAAAAACAUGACAAAUGCAUUUUUUUUCUUUCUUGCUUUGUUCUGGAGACGCAUGUAAUGUCAUGUGAAAUAACUUGUGAAACGUCCUUUCAUGGAAAAUAUGAUUAUAUACAUAUUAAAUUACGGAAAAAUGAAUGAAAAUUACCUGC